CUGGAAGAGUCCCUUGGCGCCACGGAGAGAUACGGGGAGCUGGAGCGGGGCCUGUGAGUGGUGGCCCAGAAGGAUGGGAAGCCCCUGUAGGAUGAAACACAAAGUUUUGGAAAGCCCUUUGGGAAAAAUAGAAAUCUCUGGAUGUGAUGCUGGAGUGCAUAGAAUAAAACUUCUGGAAAAAAUGUUCCCAAGACCUGGGAGCCGCAGAGACGGCAUCGAGGCCUCCUUUACCAGGGAAGGACUCAAGGGCCCAAAGGAAAUGACCACAGAGUUGGACAAGUGUGCUGCCUGGCUGGAGGCCUAUUUCUGUGCACCAGAGACCGUGGAGGGCCUCCCCCUGCCUGCCUUCCAUCAUCCCUUUUUCCAGCAAGACUCCUUCAGAAGACGGGUGUUGUACAAGCUGAUGACGGCAGUGAAAUUCGGCGACACCGUUUCUUACGGACAGCUCGCGGCCCUGGCAGGGAACAGUCGCGCGGCCAGAGCUGUGGGGGGCGUCAUGAGGCACAACCCGGUCCCCAUCAUCAUCCCGUGCCACCGCGUGAUCUGUAGCAGCGGAAAGACGGGCAACUACACGGGAGGAGUGGGCGUGAAGGAGUGGCUUCUGGAGCACGAGAAGCCCCUGAAAAGGAAGGGGGCCAACUAACGCUGCUGCCCACCACCGCCGGGCCAGCCCGGACCCCCGCCUGGCAGCCGGAUCGCCACACACAUCCCCAGGCAGAAUUCAGCGUCUGGGGGGCGGGAUGAGCGUGGGAGGCUUCCACAGAGAGGAUGCAGCCUCAGGGGGCAGCGGGCCAAUAUGGGGUGGGACCCCGAGGUUAAACAAGCAGCCUGGCUCCUGGGGGGCCCCACGCCAGGCCCCCUUUCUGGCAGGAGCCCGGCGCCUAGCAUCGGCGCCUCUAUUUUGUUCCCAUCUCCAGCCCUGUUUUUGUUCUAUUUUUAAUACCCAUUAAAGCAAGGGUAAGGGGGGAGCAGGACCUGGAGGGAGAGGUGCCGCUGCCCCUCGAAGGAAGCAUCUGGCGUAGCGAGGGGGCAGAAGCUGCCACCCGGCCCCCCUGGUUCCUGCUCCCCUCGUGUUUGUGCAGGCUGGAAAGCUGUCCCUCUGCCAGGAUCGCUGCCCAGAUUCCCUGCUUGCUUUGCUGUUUUCCAUAAACAGCUCCUAAUGCCCGCUCGGCGUCCCUCCCAUUCAGAGCCCGCCUUUUCCCCAUCCUGGAGAGGGGAAAGCAAUGGUGGCCGAGGGCCCACUCGGACUCCUGUCCCCCGAGGAGGCGGCGGUGCCUGGUGUCCUCCCUGCCCACCUCCUUCUGCGCAGGGCCCAACCUUGGGGUGAAUAAAGCUCUCUGGCUGCCA
This is a messenger RNA of Gracilinanus agilis (Agile Gracile Mouse Opossum), 1347 nucleotides long. It is a transcript of the gene MGMT, whose product is annotated as O-6-methylguanine-DNA methyltransferase. The transcript has 5 exons. Gene Ontology annotation, cellular component: nucleus. Gene Ontology annotation, biological process: DNA repair. NCBI's taxonomy places the organism in Eukaryota, Metazoa, Chordata, Mammalia, Didelphimorphia, Didelphidae. The coding region runs from base 74 to 643 and encodes 189 amino acids. The record is from RefSeq and is a predicted model, not a curated record. Gene Ontology annotation, molecular function: methylated-DNA-[protein]-cysteine S-methyltransferase activity.